AUGUCUGUGUGCCGCACGAACGACAAUGAUCCGCGGCUGCUGGGGCGCAGAAGCAUCGGCGGCCACCAGCAGCUGCAACAGAAGCUCCGCUUGGAGGCUCUGCAAGCGCCAGGCAAGGCGGCGCGGGAGAAGGUCGCAAGUGAGGCCGUGGGCCCCGGCUGGGCCACCGUGCUCCAGACAGCACGCGUCCGCGCGAGCACAUCGAAAGAUGCCCAAAUCCUGCAGACCCUGGAGGAGGGCAAGAUGGUAAAGGUGCAAGAGGUGCGCAAGAGGCGCGCUCUGAUUGCGGAGCCGCUGGCCGGCUGGGUGAUGCUGGAGAAGCUGCGCCAGGACCCUUGGCAGCGACUGGGACCAGAGAAGACCUCGGCCACUUCGUGGGCGCAAGAGUCGGUGCUGGCACGCCUCCGAACCGCUCCACCCGAGCCAUCCGUGGUGGAAGACCCAUCAGGAGGCGAAGGCUCCAAGAUGCAGAGCGAUAGCCUGGAGAGCGCCACUGUCCCAACAGCCGGAGAAGAGGCCGCAACCCCUACGCUCAAGCUUCCUUCAAAGAGCACCUCAACCUCUGUCGCUGACGAGAGCAGCGGAAUCUCAAAGAAUACCCGGUCAGCCAUUUGGAUGGAAGGAGAUCGCUUGCUCAAGGUGUCGUCGGUCUGGUGGUUGGCAGCAAUUGCUGGGAUCUGUCUCGCUGUCCUCAUGGGAACUCCUGGCAUCUCCAUCCUCGCGACUUCGAUCAUUAUCUGGGGAGCUCUUUACCACAAACUGCAGCCUCGCUGGCUGAAGGCAGAGGCCCGCGGUAGCUGCAAAGCAGCUGCGCCUACUGUCCAAGAGGAGUCUGUUGGCUUCAUGACACCUGUGGUCCAGGAGGAUGGGCAAAUGCCGGCGCCUGACGACGAGGCUGGGGAGGCGCUUCCCCAACCAGCCGUGCAACCCGUCCCUGUUGUCGAGUACGAGUCUGUUGAGUCCAGCGCGCCUGCUGUUGCGGAGGAGGUCGGGCAGAUGCCCCCCGACGACGAAGCUGCUGAGGAGGACGACAUCACUUCCGAGAUGGGAGAGGGACUCUGCGGCGGCCAAUGGCAUGAAGAGCAAGCAGACAAUCUUGGAGGAGGAUUUGGCCUUGGUGGUCUUGUGGUGGCACAAGGAAUCAGAUUGGGGAUCCCGUCUGCCAGCUGCAUCGCGAUGCUUGGUGCUGGCGCAGGCGCAAAGGGCGUGCUGGGCCCUUCUUCAGCAGGAGCCUGCCCCCGCUUGACAUUGUGGGGAAAGGAUUGCUGCAGCCUGCGCCACACCUGCUUCUCGGUGAUCGUGCGAGGCGCUGAUGACAGCUGA
This is a messenger RNA of Symbiodinium natans, 1323 nucleotides long. The record is from the annotation of a GenBank genome assembly. NCBI's taxonomy places the organism in Eukaryota, Dinophyceae, Suessiales, Symbiodiniaceae.